Molecule: messenger RNA, 6945 nt
Organism: Dufourea novaeangliae
Lineage: Eukaryota; Metazoa; Arthropoda; Insecta; Hymenoptera; Halictidae
Exons: 12
Coding region: 1-6945 (2314 amino acids)
Source: RefSeq, a predicted model, not a curated record
AUGAUUGAUUCCGUCAUGAAACAGGCGGAUAUUUCGGACAUUGCUUGGAUAGAAAUGAAGACUGUGAUUGAUCUGCAGUGUUUAGUUAUUAAUUCACUCAGUACUUCGGGCAUGUUGAUCGUAUUGAACACAUUGGAUGGUUCAGGUACCUUGAACACAUUUGGCACACUCCACAAGAUUGUGCGGAAGUGUCUGUCGUCCACAUUGGUGAUACCAAUCUGUUUGAUCCUGUCGGUCGAAUUCAACGGGGUCCAGACGGAACGAUGGUCGCGACAGAUCUCGAACAGCGAAUGGAUACCAUUGGCGAACCCAAGGGCGCCGCAAGCCCAAACGGAACGGAAUAACGAUCAGGGCACGACGGGGUUGCUUGCAAGCAGCACAGCGCCGCUACCACAGAUCCCGCAAUUGUCCCUGCCGCCCGCGCUUCAACAACAAUACCAGGAUCAGCUUCUGCAGCUGCAGAAGACCCAAGAGAAUAUACAGAAACUGCUGCUUCUGCAACAGCAACUGAGAACACAGCAGCAACUUCUUCAGUCUCAGGCGUUCGUGCCCAGCGGGUUCAGUAACGUCGAGGAGGACAAACGGCUGCAACAGGGCGGACUGGGUCAUCAGACGGACCUGGCGCCGGAAUACCUCGUGCCUCCGUUGCCCGCCACGGAGGCGCUGCCGCCUGUGUUUCCCGCGCAAAGCUUCCUUCCGGCUCAGCGUGUACGGGCCCAGCACCCAGCGAAACCGGAGAACGUGAACGUUCCGCAGGAAUUCGCAAAUCUGUCCAAUCAGAAUUAUAAGAAUAUCCAGCUGUUGCAACAGGGACAAAACGUCGGCGACGGUGGACAACACGUCGACGGGAUUCAGGACAAUCAACGACCAGGGGCGAAACAUUUAAAAGAGACGAGCCAAGGGUCGUUGGUAUCGCAAUUCGAAAACGGACAGGACGAGGACGAGGAGGUACAGCUGGUCUACGUUCCAGCGGAAACUCUUGCACAACGUGGCCAAAAGAGGGGUCGCGGUAGAAAGCAAUAUCCGGGCAGGCAUCACCAGCAACAGGCGCAGCAACACCAGCACCAUCAUCAUCACCGUGAGAACCAACCGGUCGAUACAGGCUCGAUCGGGGGCGAGCAGGACGCGUUCGCCCGUCAGAUAUUGCAGCAGAUCCAGAUGGAACGGGAGGAGAAGACGCAGUUUCUGAACGAGGAGAGGAUGAAGGAGAUCGCCCGAUUGAACGAGGAGCAAAGAGCGUUGGAGCGGAAAGCACGUCUGCAGCAGGAGGCCGUUCAGAGAGAGCAGGAGCUGCAGCGUCAACGGGAGGCGGAGAAGAAACGCAAGGAGCUAGAGAAGCUGGAGGAGAUGGCCAAGCAGCGGGAGCUGGAGAGGAUACGGGAAGCUAGAGAGAAACAGCGACUGGAGGAGCUGGAACGGAGACGAUUAGCGGAGAUCCGGGCAAAGGAGGAGAAACGAAAAGCGGACGAGGCGGCCAGACAGAGGGAAGCCGAGAGGCUGGCUGCUCUGGAGAGGCAGAAGGAGCUGGAGAUCCAAGAAGCUUUGAAACAACAGCGAGAAGAAGAGGCCAGAACGGCCAAUCAGGGAUUGUCGGAUCAUCGUGAGGUACAGGCUCUCCCGUUGAUCAGGGACCAACAGGACUUCCAUCGUCAACACCUGCCCGAGACGUCCAGACCUGCCAAGAGCAAGACUCGUGGAAGACAUCGCCCCCGAAAUCAGUAUCAGCAGGAGCAACAGAAUUACCGUGAGACCACAACCACCGCUCCGUCCCCCAAUCAACCUCCCCUGUCUGUAUACAUGGGCAACACGAACACCAGAGCUACCAACGCAAGGGUGUCGGACGUUCUGAAGCUUCUGAAGGACGCGAAGACGAUCGCGGUGCUGGACACCGUUGGCCCCGAUACACCUCAAGUGUUCGUUGGUCCGACCAGUCUGGACCCUCCAUCUGGUUACGCGAAAUUUGACCUACCGUAUCUGUCCUCCAUUGAUCACAAUCGAGUGGAGAGGAAAGUGGACAAGUUACCGUUCUUCGUAGCGCCUCUCAGCUUCGAUCCCCCACCAGGAUACUCGAAGAUCCCGUUCCCAGCGCCCCACAUAGGCUCUGUCGUGGUGAAUACCUUGGACAACACGGAUCCUAAGAAUGGGGAUGAUCAGAACCCCAGUCCGACUCCGCUGAUCGAGCCGAACUCGUACAGCGACGGGCUGGAUGGUGGGUUAGACUCGACAACGCCUUUCUACGAACCUCGGACCACUGCAGGCUACACGCAGGAUGUGUCCAGCACUCCGAAAUACGAGCAAUCGUACACCACUCCGACAUCAGGAUAUUCCGGGUCCAGGUUCCGAUUCAGGCAGUACUACGGCGACAGCAAACCGGCCUCUGUGAUCAGCACCUCUUACUAUGAGGACCAGCGACCUGCCACGAGGAAGCACAAGUACUACGAGGAGAGUACCAGGUCCACAGAGGCCCCCAGAAUGGACAACACGGCUAGCCACGCGGACGAAGUCUCCUAUUCGACCACGCCCAGCUUCAAGGAUGGUCCAAUAGGCCCUCAGGACCCGACCACCAAGGAACAAGAGCUGGCCGCCCAGUUGGCGCUGAUCAACCAAGAACUGGAUCAGCAAAGAGAGGUUCAGAGGUAUAAUACCGGAGGGCAAUAUAAUCAGGACAGUUCUGUGACUGGUUUGGCGAAUAGUUUCGAAGGGGAAAUCGGCGCUGGGGAUAUUAACGAUGUCAGGGCUCCUAUUGGCCCGACCCAGUAUAGUCUGCCCGCUGAAUUGCCAGUGAUUUCGCCUCAUUUGCCUGGAUUGGUGAAUUCUUUGGUGGAAAAGAACGAGGGGAAACUGCAGGCCAGCACAACUACGACCACUCCUGGUACCACCGUCACGACCACAAGCACGCAGCGUACACCUACGACGACGUAUAGGCCACGUGGACGACCGAGGAGCAAAGUCUCGUCCACGAAACCAAGGACAACCACACAAGCCCCGUCCACAAAAGUGACCGUCGACAGGAACCGAAGACCAUACAACAGAUCCAGGUCGAGAUUCAGCACUACUACAGAGGUGUAUCAGGAGUCUUCGUACGAACCUACCAAAUCCAAGAUCCCAGAAACAACGUUGAAAUACAAUUCCGAGCACAGGAGACCGGUCACUAGAACACAGAAAUACAGGAAUCGGGAUAAAACGAGUCAACAAUCCGAGGUACUUAGCCACAAGCAGAACUCUCAAACGCAGCAGACCUACUCCGAUUCCGGUUCCCCAUCCUCAGAUAACGGUUACUUGCAAUCAACGGGUCCAGACACAAGUAUCCGUCAGUUGGACAUGUCGUCGAACCUAAAUGACUUCUCACCUGAGAAUUAUCCGUCGACAACGAUCAGCACCACCGAGAACUACCCGCCGCUUCGCGACUCGACCGUCAGCGGUCAUGGAUCGUCUCUGGUAGCCGAGGAUUACACCAGAAGCCAGAACUACCCGCAAACGCUAUCCGACCAGUACCGUGACAGUUAUGAUCGACCCGUCGAGCACACCGGUCUCGAAAGGACACCUGUGAACGGGUUCAAUUAUCAGGCGCAGAACGACGAAAUCCACGACCAAGCGAUCCUCCAGAGACCGAAAGACUAUCAGCUAGACGGCAAAGCGGAGAACAGUGACCUCGAGCUGGCCACCACACCGGAUCCCCGAUACAAGAUCACGGACGAGCAACGUUAUCCGUCGAUCUACGACGUGACAGUGCCGCAGACCCAACCAGAGUACAGUCUAACCGGGCAGGACAAUCUUCAUCGACUGGAGAGCGAGAAGAUCCAGCAAAGUGUCCUGGGCGGUGGCGAUCCGAACGAACAACAGCCUAUAUUCGUACCGUUGCCCGAGAACAAGCAGGAAGACUACGUCCUGCCUGUCUCGUCCACAGAACCACCACCGAUCGAAGUAAGUGACAUCACAACACAGUCCACGACAACCACGGCGAGCACAACGCCUGUGGUCAUACGUCAACGGGUCCGUGGGCGUGUCGGUACGCGACAACACCACGAGCCCACGGUCCAGACGCGAAAUCGCGGCACGCAGGAUGAGUACGUACGUUUCAACGUCGUCAGUCAAGACACGACUCGUACGUCCCCGGGUCGGCAACGAACCAGGUCCAGAACUCGUGCACAGAACCACGGUACGCAGGUACAGACCGACGGGAACGAGUACAUAAAGUACCACGCGCCUCAGCAGCAACGACAGAUCACCACGACGACGGUGGCGCCGCCACCGACCACAACCACGACGACAGCACCGCCACCGGAGGAGGACGUCGACUACGGAUUCAUAAGGCCCCCGAACUUCCGGCCGGUGCAACCGAUGGACAACAAGUUCCAGGCGCCUAUCACGUUCCGACCCCAAAUUUCAGAGGUGGCACACCAGUCCCUGUUGCCCAACGACGAGACCGCUGUGGAGUCGAGUCCACCGCAGACGCAGCUGCUAAAAACACGUCACAAGUAUCAAUCUGCUCCGAAUCGUCGUUUGCCAGGAAGGCCAACGACGCUGCCAACGUUGCCACCGUUGACAACGACAACAACACCGACCAUAGAGGCGACGACCACCACGGAAAGACCUAUCGCGACAGUGGCGCCGUCUGACGACUCGAUCUACACGGUCAGGCCCAAAUCACGACCCGACGAGACGAAGCAAACAACACGGAUCAGAACUCGAGUCCGACGACCAGGAAAGAAACGCGUGUCGACCACCACUACCACCACCACGGAAUCUAUACUAGAGUCGCACAAUGAGCUACCGUUAGAUGAAAAUUACCCGCGCAUUCGAUCGCAGGCAGGGACAACGACCACCGAGCACCACCAAGCGGGUCUCUACGAGGACAACUACGACGGAACGUCCCAAUUCAACCACGGACGUAACCCGAACGGUCAACCGUUCUACGAAACGUCCAGCGAGAACUAUCCCUCGGAAUUCGUCCUGAACUUCGGCAACUACCCGGAUCAGCCAGUCCAACGGGAGGAGUACGAUCAGACGCAAUUGGCUAGCAGUUCGCCGCGAAAAUACAGCGAGACCGGUCAAAGCAGACCCGUAUCGGACGAGUCCAAUCCGACCGCGGUGGACAUUUAUGGGGCGGAGAGUCAGUGGUCCACGAAACUGACGGGGACCUCGUUUCAGCCGAGUUUCGCGGUGAAUCGGCUGGAGAAGACGAAGACACGCGAGUGGUAUCGCGAACCAUCGUCCGUGGACACGAACGAUCCCGAGAUAAUCACAGCCGCGCCGGAAGUGUCGUCCGUCACGCUGGUCGUUUCAUCCGACGACAAAAGGAUCGAGGAUGACGAGUCGAUGCUGAUGGGCACCACGAUGUUCGGCAGGAAAACGAACGCGCCGGAUCAUACGGAAAAAAUGAACGGGACCAAUGCUGUCACCAGCGCGCCGACGAUAACGACGACACGGGAUAGAAACGGGAGUCGGCCGACGGAAACGACCCGUAACGACAGGGAAUCCUGGUUGAUGGAUAGGGUGGAAGACGCUGGCGAACGACUGCACGGUAUCGAUCUCGACAGAGGCCAGAAGACUAGCUCUGAUCCUCCUGCUGUUAGGAAGGGCGCCAGAAGGAGAAGGGUCCGUGUACGAGUCAGACCAGCGGUGGACGACUUCGUCACCGCCGAGUCCCAGCACUACAAUUCCGCCGCUCUGAACAGUUUGAUCCGCGAGCAAUACAAAUACAAUCCCCUCCGGGAGUCCACGCUCUCGACACCACAACCGAUCCUCUCGGAGAAGUCAGUGUUACAAGACUUUCUGACAGAAAUCCUAAAGGAAAAGGAAUCGUCUGUAAGAUCGACAACCACCGAAGCACCAGAAACCGUCUGGACCCCAACGACCCCAGCUGCAACGACCACGGUCGUGCCCGAGGAACCAGAAACAACCACCGAGAAUCUAAUGACCAUGACGACACCGACCACGGACAAACCAGAACCGACAACGAUCCCAGAGUAUUUAGGAUCAAUGAACACCGGGGAUAAAACCAAGGAACAAGGACAGUCCGUGUCCAAGAUGACUGACAACGAGGAAAAACCAGUGGAUGAUCGCUGGGAGGCAACAAAGCACCAGGACUGGGACGAAAAAGUCGCUCGAACCGCGUUGGAUCUAGGAUUUCUCACCGAGAAGUACGCGAUCAAGGACAACGACGUGAACAAGCUGAACGACGACGACGACGACUGGGAGACCAGUCGUAGCGACGAGGUCGAUAGAACAAAAUUAAGACCCGUUGAAGAGGAAACAGAAACCACGAAAGUGAUCGAAGAGGAUCAAGAUCAUCCGAAGAAUCAUAGGACGAUGUGGAGCGAGGUCAGGUAUCUAAACUCCUACGAUCGUGCCCAAGCGUCCGCCUGGAGCCCGGACCAAAAGACCAGCAGCCCCAAAUCCACCACGGAUAUUCCAGGUUUGGUGAGCAAGCACGAGGGUGAGAACAGUGUGAAGACGUUGUCCGAUUACGUCAAGGCGAUCUUCGACACCAUGAAGAGCGCCGAGGAGGAGACCACGAGUACUGAUAGGCUAGAGGACCUAACGACGACUCUGCAGACGCCUACAGAGAUGGAUUUGGGAGAGGAAAAGGACACGACCAAGGUUCCUGAAGUGGAAACGACCACCCAGUCAGUUUUCCUGCCGGAAGACGGUAAGGAAGUGAUGAUCGAGACCACGACGAGGAAUAUCGAUCCAGAGACAGUGACCAUCUUGGAACGGGUUACAACCACCCAGGAGACCACGACCGGUUCGUCGACCGAGCCACCGGCCACGGAUCCACCAACCACCACACCGACGACCACAACGACUGUGAAUUCGACGGAAUCGAUCCUUGGAAAGGUCCUACGGACCUCCACCACCACCAAGGUCUCCCACAUGACAGAAAUUUGCUACAGAGGCCGUUGCGUGAUGACCAGGCCCAGCCAAGAGGAUCGCUUCAGAUGA